GACAGCCAAGACAACGAGGAAAACGGCGUCCAUCAUCGGCACCAGAAACCUCACCACUCCGUUGGGUUCUGGCACCCAUCGAUGAGAAAGGUUCGCGCCCACGUCAUUCGGUUAUGGAUCCAGACAAUCACCAUUCUGUUCCUUUUCAUCCUCGCGGUCUUGUCAAUGUACUGGGCCGUUCUUUUCCGCACUGAGGAAAACCUCAGAUCAAUCACCGUUCAUGUGGUCGACUUUGAUGGACAGGUUGCCCCGUACAAAUCCGUACAACCCAUUGUUGGGCCGACAGUCGUACAAACCGUGCAGAAGUCAUUAGACAAGCCGGGCCCGUCACUGGGAUGGACGAUCUUACCGCCUUCACACUUCAACAACGACCCGACAGCUGUGAGGAUGGCCGUGUACGACUGGGACAGCUGGGCGGCUGUAAUCAUACACCCCAAUGCCACGGCGGCUCUGCAAGAGGCCGUCUCCACUGGGGAUGCAAACUACGAUCCAGCAGGCUCUGUUCAGAUCAUCAUACAAACCGCGCGAGAUUCGACGACGUACCAGAGCGAUAUUUCACCCUUCAUCACCCAAUUCACGGAGCAAUUCACUCAACAGUUUGGAAAGCAAUGGGGCCGGACCGUCAUGUCCAACACGUCUCUAAGUCGAGAGAACCUCGCGAAAGCUUCUUCUGCCGUCAAUCCUGGAAUCGCGCCCUUGAUGAUUGAUCUACGCCCCUUCCAGCCUGCUACUGCUACACCUGCAGUGAGCAUUGGUCUUAUCUAUCUAAUCAUCAUGGCGUUUUUCUCCUUUUCCUUCUUUUUGCCAAUUCACUCAAAAUACAUUCAGCCUCAGGGCCAUCCACCCUUACACUUCUGGCAGCUCAUCAUAUGGAGGUGGCUAGCCACAAUCGUCGCCUACUUCGUUAUCUCUCUCAGCUACAGCUUGAUAUCCCUCGCCUUCCAAAUUCCCUUCAGCGCACCACCCGCCUCGCCAACGGAACCAGCCCCUCCGACUGGCGCCACAGCUUAUGGCCACGGCACCUUCCCGGUCUACUGGAUGCUCAACUUUGUAGGCAUGUCAGCCUUAGGCCUCGCCUGCGAGAACGUGGCAAUGAUUAUUGGGCAGCCUUGGACGGCUCUAUGGCUCAUCUUCUGGGUCAUAUCAAACGUAUCGACUUCCUUCUAUGCUAUGGACUUGGCACCAGGGUUCUACCACUGGGGGUACGCUUGGCCACUUCGCCAGGUUGUAGAAUGCAGCCGUCAGCUUCUCUUCGACUUGCAUUCUAAGAUCGGACUGAACUUUGGUGUGCUCUUUGUCUGGACAGUGGUCAACACUGUGCUCUUUCCUUUUUGCUGCUACUUUAUGCGAUGGAAGAUGGAACACGACAAUAGGAUAGCAGAAAAGGAGAAGGAUCGGUAUGUGGUUGAGACCGAAGACGGGGAGAAGGAGUUUAAGAAGCCGGAGAGGCAAAAACCGCCCAUUAGAAAGCGCGGCUUUAUGAGGGGUCUUUGAUAGUCAGAAGCUUCGAU
Colletotrichum phormii is the source of this 1511-nucleotide messenger RNA. Its product is annotated as MNNG and nitrosoguanidine resistance protein. The record is from RefSeq and is a predicted model, not a curated record. The transcript is spliced from 2 exons. Gene Ontology annotation, cellular component: membrane. Lineage: Eukaryota; Fungi; Ascomycota; Sordariomycetes; Glomerellales; Glomerellaceae. The coding region runs from base 82 to 1494 and encodes 470 amino acids.